This is a messenger RNA of Prosopis cineraria, 2623 nucleotides long. Its product is annotated as acylamino-acid-releasing enzyme. NCBI's taxonomy places the organism in Eukaryota, Viridiplantae, Streptophyta, Magnoliopsida, Fabales, Fabaceae. Gene Ontology annotation, biological process: proteolysis. The coding region runs from base 43 to 2529 and encodes 828 amino acids. Gene Ontology annotation, molecular function: serine-type endopeptidase activity. The transcript is spliced from 18 exons. The record is from RefSeq and is a predicted model, not a curated record.
CAAUAACAGUACUAGCGGGGGAUGAGUCAUGAGAGGUAAGAGAUGUGUGUAAAUAUCUACAGGGCAAGGACGAUACACUUGAGCAUCAGCACCACCGGGAAGUGUUGUAUAAGCGUGCCUUUCCUGCGAUUCCCUCCUCAUUUAUUUCAUCGCUCCAUUCCUUUCAAACGCAUCUCUUCGCUCACAAAAAGAUUUCUGGUAGCUUUAGCAAUGGAUGGUCCAAAAGCUGGUGCACCUAAGGAAAUGCCACUGGGUUUUGAUGAUACGACUGAGGAAGAAUAUGCUUCUCAGUCUAGUUUACUUCAAGAAUUCAAUAGUAUCUCCAACAUUGACAACGCAUGGAUUUUUAAUUCUGACAGUGCACUCGCCUCUCAGGGAAUGUUUUGUAUUAGCCAACCAAAUCUUCUCACAAACAAGAGAAAGAAGUUCAUACUAUCCUCUACAAUAUUUAAGGAAAGUAACAGCUCUGUAAAAUUUCACUGGGCUCCAUUUCCCAUAGAGAUGUCUGGAGCAUCUAAAGUUGUUCCAUCACCUUCUGGCUCAAAACUUCUGGUAGUUCGAAAUCCUGAGAACGAAGGUCCUUCUCACCUUGAAAUAUGGAAUUCAUCUCACUUGGAAAAGGAAUUCCAUAUCCCCCAGUUAGUGCAUGGCUCAGUAUAUACUGAUGGAUGGUUUGAGGGAAUCUCUUGGAACUUGGAUGAAACUUGUAUAGCAUAUGUAGCUGAAGAGCCAUCCCCUGCAAAGCCUAAUUUCAAUGAUCAGGGCUACAAGAAAGGUGGUUUGACAGAUAAGGACAGUGGUAGCUGGAAAGGUCAAGGGGAUUGGGAGGAGAACUGGGGAGAAACAUAUGCAGGAAACAGGCAACCUGCACUUUUUGUUAUAAGCAUCAAAAGUGGAGAGGUACAACCUGUUAAAGGAAUCGACAAAUCUUUGAGUGUUGGACAAGUUGUGUGGUCUCCAUCAACUGAAGGCUCAGCACAAUAUUUAGUAUUCGUUGGAUGGUCAUUUGAGACAAGAAAACUUGGUAUGAAGUACUGUUACAACAGACCUUGCGCAUUAUAUGCUGUUAAAGCCCCACACCAUGAGUCAAAUGCUAAUGAAACAGAGAAUCACAGCUCAACUGAAGAUUUCCAGGCAGUAAACCUAACCUGGACUAUAAAUAGUGCUUUCUUUCCACGGUUCAGCCCAGAUGGGAAGUUCCUUGUGUUUUUAUCUGCAAAAUGUUCAGUGGAUUCUGGAGCCCACUCUGCAACAAAUUCACUCCAUAGAAUUGAUUGGCCCACUGACUUGAAGGAUUACAAAUCUUUUGAAGUUUAUGACGUGAUCCCUGUUGUGAUGUGCGCUGAGGAUGGUUGCUUCCCUGGGCUUUACUGUUCAGCUGUCCUUUCUAAUCCUUGGCUUUCUGAUGGAUGCACUAUGAUUUUACCGUCUGUUUGGCAUAGCUGUCAAGUUUUACUUUCAGUGAACGUGUUGAGUGGAGAAGUAUCAAGGAUCACCCCUGCUGACUCAAAUUUCUCAUGGGGUCUUCUUGCAUUAGAUGGGAACAAUAUUCUUUCUGUUUUGAGCAGUCCAGUAGAUGUUCCUGAAAUCAGUUAUGGCACCAUUAUUGAGAAGGAAAAUGAUGCUAAGGCUUGGAGUUGGUCAAAUGUAUCAAGUCCCAUAUUCAGAUGCUCUGACAAGGUCAGAUCCUUGCUGUCCUCUCUUCAGUUCAGUGUAAUGAAAAUCUCCGUGAAAGUUGCUUCUGAUAACCUAACCAAAGGUGCUAGGAAGCCUAUUGAAGCUAUAUUUGUGUCAUCAAAAACCAAGAAAAAUGAUACAUGCGAUCCACUAAUUGCAAUCCUUCAUGGGGGACCCCACUCUGUCUCUUUGUCAAGUUUUUCAAAGUCACUGGCUUUCUUAUCUUCUCUUCGAUAUAGCUUGUUGAUUGUAAAUUACAGAGGUUCAAUAGGAUUUGGCGAGGACGCAUUACAAUCUCUCCCUGGAAAAGCUGGUUCUCAGGAUGUUGAUGAUGUAAUCACUGCCAUAGAUCAUGUCAUUAACUUAGGACUUGCCAGUCCAUCAAAGAUCGCAGUGCUGGGUGGUUCGCAUGGUGGGUUUCUGACAACCCACCUGAUUGGCCAGGCACCAGAGAAGUUUGUUGUGGCAGCUGUGAGAAACCCUGUUUGUAACCUUUCAUUGAUGGUUGGUAUAACUGACAUCCCUGACUGGUGCUAUGUGGAGUCCUAUGGGAUAGCCGGGAAGGAUAGGUAUACAGAAGCACCUUCAGAGGAGGAUCUCACUCUAUUUUACAGCAAGUCUCCUAUUGCAUAUCUCUCAAAGGUAAAAACACCAACGCUUUUCCUAUUAGGUGCUCAAGAUCUUCGUGUUCCAGUUUCUAAUGGAUUGCAAUAUGCAAGGGCCCUAAAGGCCAAAGGAGUUGACACCAAAAUAAUAGUGUUUCCCAAUGAUGUUCAUUCAAUUGACAGGCCACAAUCUGACUUUGAAAGCUUCAUUAAUAUUGGGGUAUGGUUCAAGAAGUAUUGUAAAUGAGCAAGAAUUUCCAAAUGCCUCCUGAAUUUAAAUAUUGUUUUCCUUGAUCUUACAUCAUAUGAAUAUUUGAAUACAAGCUCUUCAUUUGUCUUUU